Messenger RNA from Triplophysa dalaica, 1114 nucleotides. It is a transcript of the gene gstz1, whose product is annotated as glutathione S-transferase zeta 1. Gene Ontology annotation, cellular component: cytoplasm; mitochondrion. Gene Ontology annotation, biological process: glutathione metabolic process; L-phenylalanine catabolic process. The transcript is spliced from 10 exons. Gene Ontology annotation, molecular function: maleylacetoacetate isomerase activity; glutathione transferase activity. The record is from RefSeq and is a predicted model, not a curated record. The coding region runs from base 309 to 1076 and encodes 255 amino acids. Lineage: Eukaryota; Metazoa; Chordata; Actinopteri; Cypriniformes; Nemacheilidae.
AAGUCAUGUAACACGACAAAUGUUAGCAUAAACAAGUGCCAGUUUCUUCAAUUACAUAUGCUCGGUUAAGUCUUUCUGUUUUAUGAUAACAAUACCAAUUAAAUGCAAUGUUUUGAUCUAAAUAAGUAACUAAGUAUUAGCAAAGAAGAGCAAUCUGAUUCACUUAAACAAAUCGGUUCAUUUGGACGAUCAUUUGACAAAACCGAUGCGCCUCAUGUUUAUUAUCUUUUCAACAUUAAAAAAUAAUCUUUAGUAGUUUAAUAAAUGUAAGUAACGUAUGCGUUAAAUAUAUAUGUAAUUUAAUACAAAUGUUUAACAAAGUCAUCCUUUGUAGUUCCUUCGCGAAUCAGUUCGACCGAAUCAUCUCAAAGCAUCGACGAGGACCCACAAACAGUUCCAAUAGUUCUACAAUGAGUGCAUCAUCUGCACGGUUUAUGGUAAAGCCUAUUCUUCAUGGGUACUUCAGAAGUUCAUGCUCUUGGAGAGUCCGGAUAGCAUUUGCAUUGAAAGGCAUUGAGUAUGAGCAAGCACCAGUAAAUCUUAUCAAGGAUGGUGGGCAACAGCUCACAGAUCAAUUUAAAGCAUUAAAUCCAAUGCAGCAAGUGCCUGCAGUCACCAUUGAUGGUAUCACUUUAUCUCAGUCGUUGGCUAUUAUCCAGUACAUUGAGGAAACUCGGCCAGGGCCCCGCCUCCUACCUGCAGACCCAAAGCAGCGUGCUCAUGUCCGAAUUAUCUGUGACAUCAUCGCCUCUGGGAUUCAGCCCCUCCAAAAUCUGCACGUGCUUCAGAAAAUUGGUGGAGAAAAGAUGCAAUGGGCCCAACAUUUUAUCAAUAGAGGAUUUGAAGCACUAGAGCCAAUCCUGAAGCAGACAGCUGGAACAUACUGUGUAGGAAAUGAGAUAUCCAUGGCAGAUAUUUGCCUUGUGCCCCAAGUCUACAAUGCUGAAAGGUUCAAGAUGGACAUGAGCCCUUUCCCUACUAUCAGGAGGUUAAACCAGACCUUAAUGGAAAAUGAAGCAUUUAAAGCAAGUCAUCCAUCAUGUCAGCCAGACACUCCUGAUGACAUGCGACAAUAACUUGUAAAGACUCUUACUGGAAUAAAACAAAAAAUAAU